Molecule: messenger RNA, 1961 nt
Organism: Carassius auratus (goldfish)
Lineage: Eukaryota; Metazoa; Chordata; Actinopteri; Cypriniformes; Cyprinidae
Gene: ucp2
Product: uncoupling protein 2
Exons: 8
Coding region: 360-1292 (310 amino acids)
Biological process (GO): transmembrane transport
Source: RefSeq, a predicted model, not a curated record
GGCUCGCCGCUGCGUUCGAUCCAGAACAGACAGAGCACCUGCGGGUUUUAACUGUUUACAUUCCGAGGGAGAUAGUUUUCGCUAGUAAACACUUUUCUUCGCAGACACUUUAUACAUUUUUGUUUAAUACUUUGGAGUAUGUUUUUGAUUUGUACUGGUUUUAAAAGUUUCUCUAUGGAACACCGUGGCACCAAAAUUCAAGUUGAAAGUCAUUUCAACCAGAGAGAUACUUUUAGAGAAUCUUGAAGUUCUCAUCCAAAACGGUUAGGGUGGAGUUCACCUAUCUUGUGUUCACUUCAUUGGUUUUCAACACAUUCUGUUUCAACUUUACAUUCCUGUGAUUCCAACUGCAAUUCAUCAUGGUUGGAUUCAGAGCUGGUGAUGUGCCUCCUACAGCCACUGUGAAGUUUAUUGGUGCAGGAACUGCAGCCUGCAUUGCAGACCUCUUCACAUUUCCAUUGGACACCGCAAAAGUUAGACUUCAGAUUCAGGGGGAGACCAUAAGUCCCGUGAACACAGGCCAUGGUCCAGUGAAAUAUCGUGGAGUGUUUGGCACGAUCAGCACCAUGGUGCGUGUCGAGGGGCCGCGCAGUCUCUACAGCGGAUUGGUUGCGGGACUGCAGCGUCAGAUGAGCUUUGCCUCUGUACGCAUCGGCCUCUAUGAUUCCGUCAAGCAGUUUUACACCAAAGGCUCAGAUCACGUUGGGAUUGGCAGUCGGCUGAUGGCUGGGUGUACGACCGGAGCCAUGGCAGUGGCUCUGGCCCAACCCACCGAUGUGGUGAAGGUACGAUUUCAGGCUCAGAUCAGCGCUGGUGCCAAUAAACGUUACCAUGGUACUAUGGAUGCAUAUCGGACCAUUGCAAAGGAAGAGGGGUUUCGUGGUUUGUGGAAAGGAACUGGCCCAAACAUCACCCGCAAUGCCAUAGUAAACUGCACUGAGCUGGUGACCUAUGAUCUCAUCAAAGAUGCACUUCUAAAAUCAUCGCUGAUGACCGAUGAUCUUCCCUGCCACUUCACAUCUGCAUUUGGAGCUGGUUUCUGCACCACAGUUAUUGCUUCUCCUGUUGAUGUUGUGAAGACAAGAUACAUGAACUCCGCCCCGGGCCAGUACAGCAGUGCCCUCAACUGUGCUGUAGCCAUGCUGACUAAAGAGGGACCAAAGGCUUUUUACAAGGGAUUCAUGCCAUCGUUCCUGAGGCUGGGCUCCUGGAAUGUGGUUAUGUUUGUCACCUAUGAACAGCUGAAACGGGCCAUGAUGGCAGCACGCCAUAACUGGGCCACUCCUCUUUAGGUAGCUAGUGCAGUUAGUUGAGCAUUGGUGAUGUGGUUCUGACUAUCUUUUUUUUUUUUUUUUUUUUUUUUUUUUUUUUUUUUUAAGGUUUUCGGUAAGAACUGUUUACAUGUCCAUUAAACUUGAUUUUUGAAUUUUACUCUUGUGACUUUCUUGUGCUAAAAAUGAGUCCCUCAACACCAAUUUCAAAUUAAAGUAUUUUGAGUUGAAACGUAUUUAAUGUUUGUAUUCAUGACCGACUGGACUUUAAGAUGCCUGAAUGAGUUUGGAUGAGAGGGCUUGUUUUAAAAGCCUUUUCUUCUCAGGUGAGAGCUUCUCUGGGAAUUGUGUAAUGAAGCGCAUGAUCAGGUCCCCUCUCUUGGACUGGUUGUUGGCUAGUGGCAUUCCUUCCCCAGUCACAAUUUUGGUGUACUGAGGGCUAUAAUAUAAAGAAAAAACUAUGACAUUUUCAUUAAGAAAACUACAGCGUUUUGUUGAAUGACAUUGAAGUAUUUAUUUGACCAAUGUCAAAGAGGGAAGGAAAUGGUUACUCACUGCACAAUGUCAUUGAUGGGGAUGUUGAGAAGCCUGCCAUCUAGUGUCUCAACUUCUACUGAGAAACCAGUCAAAGCCUGCAGAGUUACCACAAAUGUUUAUUCAAAAUUAUAUUAAACUAAAACAAUGAUUCAA